Cyphellophora attinorum is the source of this 1380-nucleotide messenger RNA. RefSeq lists its product as uncharacterized. The transcript has a single exon. Gene Ontology annotation, biological process: regulation of DNA-templated transcription. Bases 1 to 1380 code for a protein of 459 amino acids. Gene Ontology annotation, molecular function: DNA-binding transcription factor activity. The record is from RefSeq and is a predicted model, not a curated record. Lineage: Eukaryota; Fungi; Ascomycota; Eurotiomycetes; Chaetothyriales; Cyphellophoraceae.
AUGCUGAACCCUUCCGUUGAGUCCACUCCAAGCAGUCUAAAUCCUGCCCGACUUCCCUCGCUUCCGCCGCCCAACGCCUCGCCCAUCAUCAGGAAGCGGACUGAGCCGUCGUCCCCUACACGCGAUGCGGGCAUGGGUGUGCCGCCAGUCAGGCGUAUACUGACACCAAAGUCUCCAGCCCUCCGGGCUGUCAGCCUCGGAGCAACCGUGCUACCUUCCAUACAUGCCGUAACGGCGGCGGCACCGCAAACGUUGCCGCCUCGAUCAGACUCGCGGAUCUAUACUGCAGAGCCUGGCGUCGCUGACGUGCCUGCACUUCCUCAGAUCUCAGCACCUCCGCGAUCGCUGCCACCAAUACAAUCGCGAGACGACCUCCGAGGUCCUCACGGACAGCCGCCUCCAGCAGAGGCUUCGACGUCACAGGCUGCUUCCACACAUUUCCGCCACGACCCCGAAACGCGGACCCCGUGGACAGCUCAGAAUGCGCCUCAGUACGACAGGUCGCCACCUUCAAGAUAUGGCACAUUUGCGCCGCAAGCAGCCAGCAAUCAGCCACUCAAUCCUGCUUUUCGCAACGAGGUGCUCCAGCGAGCCGGUCCGGAGGCUUAUAGGACUGAUCAACCAUCAUAUCAGAUAGCUUUCGAUACUGAGGAGGGGCAUGUGGUCGUGCCCGUCACACUGGACUUAAAGCAAGCGUCGAAGGUCGCCGAUGAGAAACGCAAACGCAAUGCUGGUGCGUCGGCGCGAUUCCGCGCACGCAGGAAGGAGAAGGAGAAAGAAGCGUCCCAUACAAUAAGCAGUCUCAAACAGGAGAUGGACGAGCUGCGCGCCCACCGUGACUUCUACCGCCAAGAACGAGACUUCAUCCGAGACUUUGCAGCUGCGCACGUUGCAGCCCGACUGCCAGAAAGACCGCCUUCACCAAUUGCGUACUAUACCUCUGCACAAGCAGAAUCUCCACGAGACACGAGCGAACCUAGAUCCGACUCCGGACCAGCACCGCAGCGCAGACGCACAGAUGAAUAUUAUCCUUCUUCGUAUCCUCCUGCACUGCCUCCACAGGCUAGGAGCGCAGAAUUUGGUCCUACACAUACCUCGCAAGUUGCAUUACUCUGCCUCACCCUGCGGCUCAUCAGCCUUCAGGUGCUUACAGUGUUGGCGUGCCCGGGUCGACUGGACCUCCUGGACCAGCACCACUCAGUGGGCCGCGUAUUCAGCCGCCAUUCGAUCCAUUUCGGCGCGAGCCUUUGGAAAGAACCUGGGAACAAGGUCGCUGAAGAGACAGCAGAUAGUGUGCUGGCGAAUCCGCUUGUUGCGCUUGUGAAGACUGCUCGUACUUCGAGGUUGCUUCCGCACAUACCAAUACGCAACUGCGCUUGA